GGAACAGACACAUGAAUACACAGGUCUGUGCGCCGGCCUGAAGACUGAUAAGAGCAGCAGCUACUGUGGAGAGACACCGGGAAGUUCUUCUAACGGAGGGAGCUCUAUAAUCUGCGUUAUUUAUUUAUUUAUUUAUUUAUUUGUUUGAGUAUUUAUUAUAUUUGUGGCAAAGAUGAACGGAGUGACGAGGAGUCUGUGCACGUUUGAGGACAUCAGAAAUCAAGAACACGGGGAGGGGUGCAGGCGACUGAGGCUCACACUGCACAACCAGAGUCAGGCAGCUCAGACCACAGAGCAGCACAGGGACAAGCCGAUUGGACGUGCGUUUGCAGUGGUGCAGCCGGCCAGCGACAGGACAGCUCUGAACCCCGAACCGGUGAAAUCUACAGAGGAGCAGGUGGAGGUUAUUAAGGUUUAUCUGGAGGCACGCAAACAAGAGCAGCAGAAACACCAGCAGAGCCUGAAGAUGUUGUCUGAUGAAGUUUCACAGAUACAAGAGGUAAGGUAUUGCCUGAAGACACUGAGGGAGCAGAUGGCAGCAAAAAACAAGCCGCACACAAACGGGUGGAAAGUUAGCAUUCCCUUCAAAAGGAGCACCUCGUCUGCACCCAAGGGGGGAGCUAAAUCUGACGGACAGGAAGCAGAUGAAGAAGCAGAGAGAACCAAGCUGAGGGAGGUCAGCAAGCGCCUAUAUGCACAGCUCCAGGAAGCAGAAAAGAAACACCAAGAGGAGAAAGAAAGGCUGCAGGCUGAGGGCAGCAGGCUGAGGGAACACCUGAGCGACCAGGAGGAGAAGUUGAAGACCACAGAGGAAGCCAGCGAGAGAAAAGACAUGCGCAUUGAAGAGCUCCAGAGGCUGCUGGGGGGGAUGGAGCAGGAGAGCGCCAGCCUGCGGGAAACAAUCCGCAGUCGCGAGGAGGAACUCCGCGAACUGCGCAAGAUCAGAGAGGAGGGCCAGAAGGGGGAACAGAGGGCUGAGCAGUUGGAGAAGGAGGUGGCUAUUCUCAAAGAAAAGAUCCACCAUCUGGAUGACAUGCUGAAAAGCCAGCAAAGGAAAGUCAGACACAUGAUUGAACAGCUCCAGAACUCUCGCAUGGUGAUCCAGGAGAGGGACCGCGUGAUCAAAGAGCUGGAAGAGAAAGUGGCUUUCUUGGAGGCCGAGAACCGAGAGAUGCACGACCAGAUGGACUACUUCCUGGGAGGACAAAGGUCUAAUUCCUAUCUUUCAUCGGAGCGCAACCCCCAGAUUGUUUACAGUAAACCAAUCAAGCCAUCCAAGUCAUCUAACAAACCACUCCCUUUCAUCAAAGUCAUCGAGAUCAGAUCAUGAAGCGACGGUGCAAAAGAAAGAUAAAGUAAUUGUGGAGAAAGGGUCAGAACCACCAAACCAAACAGCACCACAUCUGAUCACAUGAAUAUUCGGGAUGUCAGAGCUGGGCUUCCUGGACUGCAACUACAUCAACACUUCCACUAAUGCUUUUAAACACUCUUGAAGGAAACUGUGUGGUGUUUCACACACACACUGAGGCUUGCCGUGUGUGAUGAUGAAUGAGUGUGUAUGUCAGCUUUAAUGUAGAUACAUUAAGUGUACUUAUUCAGCUGAUGUGAAUUUGAAGUUUUACAUGUAAUACUGCAUACUGUAUCCAAGUGUUUCCUAGUCCUGGCCUGUUUUGAUCGCUUUUUUAACCUUUGAGUUUAUGGCUUUGGCAUCAUUGUAUCAAAACAGAACUGUUGAGCAAAGUGCAAGGAUGGCAGACCUUUUGUCAAAAUGGGUUAUGACAUUAUGAAGUCCAUAUACAGUAAUGUAGCAAACAUAGCUAACUAAGCUAAACGUUUUAUGUACAAAUCAUAAACCAGAUGAUCUACAUCCUGCUUCCUUGUUCUCAUUAGUCACUCAUCCAUGACUCCGUUCACUUUGCUGAGUGAAUGGUAUGAUGCAUUAAACGUGUAAAUAUUGACUGUAGCCUAUCGAUACCAUGUGAAGAAAAGAGUUUUUAAGUAAAAAUGUAGUUUUAAAACCCCAAAUAACAAACUGUGAGGGCGCAGAAGGAAGCGUCAUUAUUCUGCAUAUUUGUUGUAAAGCAUUUCAGUUCCCUGUAAUUGUGUAAACAGUCACAGUCUUGUUUUGUACAUAAUAAUAAUGAAUGUGAUUUGAUGUUUUAAUUUCUAACAACUUUCUCCUUUGUAUUUAUUUAUAUUAAAUAAAACCUGUAGACAGAUAGUGUUUUUUUAUGAAGUACAUUCUGAUCUAUUAUCUGUUUGUGGCUUUCAGAAUAAAUUACUGAAAAUAAA
This is a messenger RNA of Morone saxatilis (striped sea-bass), 2292 nucleotides long. RefSeq names its product tuftelin 1a (gene tuft1a). Gene Ontology annotation, biological process: intracellular signal transduction. Bases 173 to 1330 code for a protein of 385 amino acids. The record is from RefSeq and is a predicted model, not a curated record. The transcript has 12 exons. Gene Ontology annotation, cellular component: intracellular anatomical structure. Lineage: Eukaryota; Metazoa; Chordata; Actinopteri; Moronidae.